GUGUGCAAAAGCAGCAGGUUCGGUCUGGAAAGUGUUGUGGAAAAAUCUAGCAAUUUUGGCAGAAUAUUCAACCGUGUUGCGAUUCGCAAUCCUUUCCGCCGGGAAUGGUACGUCGCGUGAGAUAGAAAGCCACCGCGAAAGUGGUCAUCCAACUGCGAAAAAGUGAAAAAGAAAGUAGUUGGUGCUCGGUUUCUUGAAGUUGGAAGCAGUGGAAAAAUAAAAUUCCGACCGCCAGAGUGACAGCUGAACCUUCCAGACAGAGAGAUAUCGUCGCUUGCCGUCCCUUUCGGUCCCAUUCAUAUCUGUAUACAUCGGCUGCUGCAGCAGUUCGGUGCUCGAGCUCGUGGUGUUUGUUGAUUCGGAAAGUGCAACAGUGUGCGUGAGUGUGACUGUGUUUGACAGUCCAAAACGGCAACAACAAUAAACCUCCUGAUCGCAUCGUAGCAGUAUUGUCAUCUGCUUCGCUUUGCUUGCAUCGCCGAAAAGAAUUUUUCGAUUGUUGUGCAUCGGGAAAAAAAGACCAACUAGUUAAACCAGUGCGCGUCCACAAAACUUGGUCACAAUUUCGAAACGUAAGGUAGAACCGUUCGGUACCGGUGGUGGAGGCGGCGGUGGCGGAAGCAGCCGUGAUCUUAGCGGAAAACGAUUAAAGCUGAUCGCAGCAGGAAGGGGAACGGGAGGCAAAUCGAAAGCGGAAGAAGAAGUACCGCUGGCAAACGCUAUGAAUCUGACCGAACUCGAUCGGAAACGGGCAAAUUUUUCAGCACUUAGCAAUACCAACGGGGCGGUCAUCAAGAUGACGACUAAUGCGGGCACAGGAAAACCGGGCGAUAUCAAGAAAAUUGUCAUCAAAAACUUCAAAGCGAAACCGACGCUCCCGGAUAACUACCAGGAGCACACAUGGCAGAAGCUCCGGGCGGCGGUGGUCGCCAUCCAAACGUCCACACCGAUCGAAUACUCGCUGGAGGAACUGUACCAAGCCGUGGAGAACAUGUGCAGCCACAAGAUGGACUCGCAGCUGUACGUCAAUCUGACGGCCCUGGCAGAACAGCACGUCAAGGCCAAUAUUACGCCGUUCCUCGCCGAGUCGGUCGACAAGCUGGUCUAUCUGAAGAAUAUGAACGAAUGCUGGCAGUCGCACUGUCAGCAGAUGAUCAUGAUUAGAAGCAUCUUCCUGUAUCUGGACAGAACCUAUGUACUGCAGAAUCCGACGGUUCACUCGAUUUGGGACAUGGGACUGGAACUGUUCCGGGACCAUAUAGCGAUGAACACACUGGUGCAGGCUAGGACAGUGGAGGGGAUUCUGAUGCUGAUCGAGAAGGAGCGAAACGGUGAUGCGGUCGAUAGAACUCUCCUGAAAAGUCUGCUCAGAAUGUUGUCCGACUUGCAGAUCUACAAGGAAGCGUUCGAACAGAAGUUCCUCAUUGCAACGAAGCAUCUGUACCAGUCGGAAGGACAGGCCAAGAUGGAAGAACUGGAAGUUCCUGAAUAUCUGCUGCACGUCGAGAAGCGGUUACAGGAAGAAAACGAACGUAUUCUUCACUAUUUGGACAGCUUCACGAAGCAUCAGUUGAUCGUCACCGUAGAGCGACAACUCAUUACGGAACACCUUACCGGCAUCCUACAGAAAGGCCUAGAUCUACUGCUGGCAGAGAAUCGCCUGUCCGAUCUCAGUCUGCUAUAUUCGCUCUUUUCACGCGUCAAAAACGGAACAGUCGAACUGUGUGCAUCGUUCAAUGCCUACAUAAAAAAGAAGGGUCGCACAAUCGUCAUCGAUCCGGAGAAGGACAAAUCUAUGGUACAGGACUUGCUAGAUUUUAAAGACAAACUGGACAACAUUGUCAUCACGUGCUUCGAGCGAAAUGAUAAAUUCGUCAAUUCGCUCCGAGAAGCGUUCGAGUUCUUCGUCAACCAGCGCUCGAACAAACCGGCGGAACUGAUUGCCAAGUAUGUGGACAUGAAGCUGCGUGCCGGCAAUAAGGAAGCCACAGAGGAGGAAUUGGAACAGAUCCUGGACAAAAUCAUGGUUCAGUUCCGGUUUAUCCACGGUAAGGAUGUGUUCGAGGCGUUCUACAAGAAGGAUUUGGCCAAACGAUUGCUCGUGGGCAAAUCUGCUUCCGUCGAUGCCGAGAAGAGCAUGCUGUCGAAGUUGAAGCAGGAGUGCGGCGGUGGGUUCACUUCCAAGCUUGAGGGCAUGUUCAAGGACAUGGAACUGAGUAGGGAUAUCAACAUCGCAUUUAGACAGCACAUGGCCAAUUCGGAGCACAAGGACCUGCAAAGCCUGGACCUGACGGUCAACAUCCUAACAAUGGGCUUCUGGCCGACAUAUCCGGUAGUGGAGGUCACCCUGCCUGAGGAACUGCUACAAUACCAGUCGGUGUUCAAUAAGUUCUACCUGGCGAAACACAGUGGCCGGAAACUGCAGUGGCAACCGACGCUGGGGCACUGCGUACUGAAGGCGCGGUUCGAUGCGGGACCCAAAGACCUGCAAGUGUCACUGUUCCAGGGACUGGUCCUGCUACUGUUCAACUAUAAUUUGACCAUAUCGUUUGAGGAUAUUAAGGCAGCCAUCAAUAUAGAGGACGGUGAAAUGCGCCGCACGCUUCAAUCGCUUGCCUGUGGCAAAGCCCGUGUGCUCACCAAGAUCCCCAAAGGACGCGAAGUGGAGACCAACGACAAGUUCCAGUUCAACAAUGAGUUCACGAAUAAACUCUUCAGGAUUAAAAUCAACCAGAUCCAGAUGAAAGAAACGACGGAAGAACAGAAAGCAACCGAGGAACGUGUCUACCAGGAUCGGCAGUACCAGAUCGAUGCCGCGAUCGUGCGCAUCAUGAAGAUGAGGAAAACGCUCAGCCACAAUCUACUCAUCAGCGAGCUGUACAAGCAGCUAACUUUCCCUGUUAAGCCGGCCGACCUGAAGAAGCGAAUCGAAUCCCUGAUUGACCGUGACUACAUGGAACGGGACAAGGACAACCAAAAUCAAUACAACUAUGUUGCUUAAGUCUCUAGAACCACGACAACAACCGUUCCAGGAUGGGAAAUGAGUAGACAAAAAAUACACACAACACACGAAUCGAAUUGCCCCUUCCCCACUAGGGAAAACUUGUUUCAUCCAUCAGAGGUCUUUCGGGGUUAUUUCAACAACCCCACUAGGAGCCUACUUCAGGGAACGACGCCCACGUACUGACGAACCUCACCUUCAGUGUAAAAGUGUACCACAGUUAGAACUCGAAAAGCAACAGUGCUGUUACACACUGAGAAAAAUCAUCUUUUGUAAAUACUUUGAAUCAACAGUAAGGAAGAAGAAAAACAUGUUUGCUAACGUUAACAACCGAAAUGGCAAGAAAGUGAAAGGUCCCCUACUAGCAAUUCUUUGGAACUAAUUUAAAGAACAAAAACAAACCAAUAGAAAAGGAAAACAAUCUUGAACAUGCUGUAAUAGAAGAAAAUCUGCCGGAAGAAUAAAAAUUCACUAAAAAUA
Ochlerotatus camptorhynchus is the source of this 3481-nucleotide messenger RNA. RefSeq names its product cullin 4 (gene Cul4). Gene Ontology annotation, biological process: ubiquitin-dependent protein catabolic process; DNA damage response; protein ubiquitination. Gene Ontology annotation, molecular function: ubiquitin protein ligase binding. Gene Ontology annotation, cellular component: Cul4-RING E3 ubiquitin ligase complex. The transcript has 8 exons. NCBI's taxonomy places the organism in Eukaryota, Metazoa, Arthropoda, Insecta, Diptera, Culicidae. The record is from RefSeq and is a predicted model, not a curated record. Bases 722 to 3001 code for a protein of 759 amino acids.